CUCCGAGCCUCGGACGAAGGCCGGCGGCGAGAACGCUAAACAGCCCACUUCCCCACGUAAACGUGGGGAUGUCGCCCGCGGCAGCUCGUGCCGGUUGAACUGCGAGAUCGCAUGUUCUCCGUUUAAAAGCAACAGCUCCGCAGUCACAACGCUCGUUUCGAAUUGUCCAGCAUCUUCGCUGCAAAAUCUGUUACAAUGUCUGCCCCCAAGGGACCUUUCACCCUCGUCACGGUCAACACCGCCCCCGAGAGAGCCAAGCGCCUCAUCGGACGGAUGGUCGAAGCCCUCAAGGACCGUUACACCAUCGUCCACGUUGAUAACUGCGAGAAGAUCGAGGAAGUCGAGCCCAAGGUGCAGCAGCACCUGCCCGAUGUCCUGUUCAGUGCCUCCAUGUGGACCGCGGAGCAAGCCAACGAGAUCCACUCCAUCGCUCGGUCGAUCAAGCCCGACAUCAAGCUGCACGCUAUCCCCGAGGGUCUCCAGGUCGAGCGCGGCCCUGACGCCAUUGUCGAAUACCUGGUGGAGAAGGUUCCCCCUCUUUUGGACGCCUAAACGUGAAACAUUCGUGUACCAACCUUAGAACCACGCGGGGGUUUCAUUGUGGAUUUGACGACGAUAUCUAUGUCUUGUAUAUACAUUUACUUCGAUGAAGCUCCGGAGAAUAGACGAUUUACGAUAUUGGA
Messenger RNA from Aspergillus ibericus CBS 121593, 683 nucleotides. RefSeq lists its product as uncharacterized. The record is from RefSeq and is a predicted model, not a curated record. The transcript has 3 exons. Lineage: Eukaryota; Fungi; Ascomycota; Eurotiomycetes; Eurotiales; Aspergillaceae. Bases 196 to 552 code for a protein of 118 amino acids.